Geodia barretti is the source of this 2001-nucleotide messenger RNA. Lineage: Eukaryota; Metazoa; Porifera; Demospongiae; Tetractinellida; Geodiidae. The record is from the annotation of a GenBank genome assembly.
GAGCGCUAGCGAUGGCUGUGUGUUUGCUAAGAGAGGGGGAACGGAGGAGUACUCAGCCGCAGUCUCCCGAGACAAGGCGUCUUCCUCGAGUCACGGUUCUGAACCGGCCCGUGGUCGCAGCGCCGCACUGGCGCGGGGCUCUGCGGGCGCGCACGCCGACCCACGUAUCGUACACCCAGCCAGAGAGAGAGGAAGUGUGGAAAGAGAGUUUCCAGAGACGUAAAGUCCAGCAAAGUGAGUGUGGUUUUCAUGGCCCCGCCCAUCAACCAUAUAAGGAUGUGGGGCACGUUGAACUGGACGACCCGACUCUAAUACUGGACGGACUGGGUCAGAAACAGGACAAACAGCUGAGUGGUCCAAGAUCACCCUCCCCUGCAGCUGCCACCCCCACUCACAUCUCUCCACCUCCUCUCCCUCCUCCUCCUCCUUCUCGUCCUCCACUCAGAUCUAUGGCUCCACAGCUGCCCGAUGAUCUCUCUCUCCUACCAGAGGAGAUGAAGGAAGGAGAAGGAAGAAGAGGGGAAGUGAAGGUUGGCAGAAGUCUCUCUGAAUCUGUCUCUGCCAGGGAAACUGCCAAACAGGAAGCAAGUAGUGGGAAAGAAACUAAGUCUAGAGCACAAACUACAGAUUGGCAUCCUCCCGAUGUGACCUUUGACCCCACCGUGUUGGGCCAGUAGACGUACGUCUGUUCACGUUGAGACACGCCCUUCGACCAUGACCUUUGACCUGGCGACCAGUAGUCGUGGCAACAGGAGUCGGUCUGAGAGAAGAGGAUCGCAACAAGUUGCCUUUGAAACCGGUUCCCACGACAACCUCGCUCAUUCUGAUGGUAGUCAUGGCAACCACCAAACAUUAACAAAUCGACCUCUGACCCCUGGAGGGUGUGUCACUGAGGGAGGUGUGGAAGAGGUGGAGAGUAAGGGGGGAGAAGGGUGUGGGAGUGAGGUUUGUGAAAUGGAGGUGGAGGGGGAGGGGGAAGAGGGAGAGGGAGAGAGAGAUGGGGAGCCUGGUGCACAGCAGUCUGAACUUGUCUAUCAGUGGUACCGGCAGCUCUGUGUCCUCCUGUGGGUGAUGGACGGUCUCAAACUGGACUCCCUAUCGCUCCUCUCUCCCUUUGCCAAGUGUUGGCAGUUGGACAGAGGUGGAGUGCAGAGGAUCCAUUCCCAGGCUGUCUCGCGGGGCCACACUCCCUCCAGGAACCAGCAACGAUACAACCUCUGGAAAGACAACUCCUUCCCUCAGACUACAGAUGGAUCUCCCCCCAAGAGUGGUACGGCAGAAUUUAACCCUUUGAGUGCCCCUCGAAAUGGUCACAUGACUUCUGAGAGCCUCACUCCCUCAGCAUAUCGAAGACUAAAGAGAGAAGCUGCCAGCAGAGAAGAGCAGAGGAUGAGGCAACAAAAGAGACUCACCGCAGCACAGAUGGAGGCACUGGUGAAAUCAGUGGACGAAGAGUUAAAUUUCUCCAAGAAAGCUGCUAAGGCACGAGUACAGAGUCUACAAGAGGCAGUGUGCGGCCCCUCCCACUCCUCUCCCUCAUCCCUCCUCCCUCUUCCUCACCGCCAGCUGGGAGUGGAGAGAGUGAGGGAGAGAUUCACUGAGACAGAGGUGACAAAGACAAUGACAGUCCACCAUCAACUCCUCGCCAUGCAGAGGGAUCGCAGCAAGGCUCUGGAGCAGCGACUGGGCCACCUAGAUGCCCACAGCUCUCUACGAAGGGACCUGUCUGUUAUGAGACAGGGGGUCAAGAUAGAGUCAACCUCUAUGGCCAGAAAUAAACUGCUCAUGAACUUUAACUGGUUCCAGGACCUGUUGGAACGGAUCCCGGACGAGGCGAGGGGUGACCGCUAUUGUUCACGUCUCCUCUCCCUCCUCGCUGGCCACGCCCACCACUCCGCCCAAGUGGGACCCAACGAGUGGUCGAAGAGGAAGCUGAUUGGUAUUCUGUCGACCCUGAGACCGUGGGAGUUGAGGUGUCCGGAAACUGCUGCUGCAGUGAAG